This is a messenger RNA of Coffea eugenioides, 1257 nucleotides long. RefSeq names its product ankyrin repeat-containing protein BDA1-like. The record is from RefSeq and is a predicted model, not a curated record. Gene Ontology annotation, molecular function: protein binding. Bases 1 to 1257 code for a protein of 418 amino acids. The transcript is spliced from 2 exons. Lineage: Eukaryota; Viridiplantae; Streptophyta; Magnoliopsida; Gentianales; Rubiaceae.
AUGGAGAGGAGGCUUUAUGAUGCUGCAGUGGAAGGUGAUGCCACCACUCUUUCCCAGUUACUUCAAGGAGAUCCACUGGCUCUUGCUAAAGCCGCUUUGAAGUGCGACGACAAGAAUCCUCUUCACAUAGCAGCAAUAUUGGGCCAUGUAGAUUUUGUAAAAGCAAUCUUACAAGUUGAUCUUGCUUCUAUUAUGUGUUUGGCCCGUGAUCAAGAUGGCAGAAACCCUUUACAUCUUGCUGCCAUGUAUGACAGAUUGGAAGUCUUGCAAGAGCUACUUGAUGCAGGAUCUCAAGCCAAUUUUGCUCAUUCUAUGUGUUUGGCCCGUGAUGGAGAUGGCAGAAACCCUUUGCAUCUUGCUGCCAUGUAUGGAAGAGUGGCAGUCUUGCAGGUGCUAAUUCGUGCCGGAUUUCAAGCAGCUCUCGAGAAGACAGACGGCGGGGGAACCAUUUUGCACCUCUGCGUCAAAUACAAUCAGCUGGAAGCAUUGAAGAUGCUGGUCGACAUAUUAAAACAUCCAGAGUUUGAGAAUACAAAAAAUGAGGAUGGCAUGACCAUAUUGCACCUGGCCAUGUACUAUAAGCAACAUGAGACUGUGAAGUACAUAUUGCAGAAGAGCGGAGUUGACAAUGUCAAGUUUGAAAUGGCACGUCUUGGACAUACGACUGGGGCCAAGACAAGCAACUUUUCGACGGGAUUACAGAAUUUAAUAACCGAGAGUCGUAGUUGGAUACAGGUGGCAUCCUCAAUUAUUGCAACAAUGGCUUUUCAGGCUGCAAUGAGCCCUCCGGGAGGCGUUUGGCAAGACGAUCUAAUAGUAGACUCACAGGGUACCCCGGUGCCAAAUCCACACAGAGCAGGAGAAGCCAUAUUGGCAUAUGCUCAUCCCCGAAGAUAUCAACUUUUCGUUUUUACAAGCCAAAUGUCCUUUUGGGCAGCUCUGUUGACAAUCAUCAUCACCAUCUGUGAUUUUACAGGAAGUUUGGCUCGGCUUCUGCUGUCGCUGUUGCUCUACAUAGCAAUUGUCACACUAACGACAACUCAAUAUAUAUCCAUCAUUUCGGUAUACCCUAAAGGCCUCACACAAAAGCGAAGUCAGCGCACAGCUCUGGCUGGAUUGCUGCUGCUGUAUGGUAGUGUUUGCCUUCUUGGUGGGAUGCUGGUGAUCGCAGUUGUUUGGAGGAAGCUCAAGAGGAAAAAUCCUGCACAGCUUAAUCAUCUAGGAGAACCUCGGGAUUCAGCUGCUGCUCAUGUGUAG